Molecule: messenger RNA, 1707 nt
Organism: Trypanosoma theileri
Lineage: Eukaryota; Euglenozoa; Kinetoplastea; Trypanosomatida; Trypanosomatidae
Exons: 1
Coding region: 1-1707 (568 amino acids)
Source: RefSeq, a predicted model, not a curated record
AUGGUGCGUUUUCAGCCCUGGUGCAUGGCAGUGCAGACACGGUUCAAGUGGCGUCACAAAGAGACAGAUCGAUGGCGUCGUUUGAUGGAUGCAACGUGCAUCCCAAUUGAUUGGCUCGGACAGACACGCGGGCCAAACUUUUCGCAAUACAGCGGUCACUGGACACACUUGAUUACGUGCGCCCAUGUGAUAUGUCCAUGGGAUUACCCAAAUUACUACCCAACAGAGGGACCAACGCGUUUCCUCUCACGUAUUACAUUAGCGGAUACCAUGACACAGGCACGCAUAGUUUCUCUUCAGGGGAACGCAGUGUACAAACACUUCACAUCUAACCAACACGUAUACGUCCACUCUAAUCCUAGACUUGACCUCUGCGUAGUACACCCUGAGCAGAACUUUAAGCGUAGUGGAGAGAUGAAGAUGUUGUGGAUGCAAAAUGAGGGCUACGUUGUGCGUCCGCGUCUGGAACUGGUAGAGCCAUUGUCAGUAGGCGAUCAUGUGUGGAUCUACGGUAUGACUGCACAUGAAUCUCUGUUUGACGAAGAAAAGAGUCCUGAACCGCUCAUGGUGCCGACGGGCAUUCGUGCGAAGGUGCACACACUAACACGGGAACACUUUUUCCUCGACACAACAACAAUUGAGGGAUCUGAUAAAGGUCGUAUUGGAAUGGGCAUGUGCGGUUCUGUUAUAAUGCGCAAUGGACGCUGUGUUGGUAUGCUUACAGCAACAGUACAUGAGGAGAGUAAAUGUAAGGAACUCGCCGGUACUGCCAUGUGUACAUACGCUUCCGACAUUUUUGAUUUUCUUCUGGAGGUGGAACGGCAGAUGAAGGAACCAACACCACGACUUUACCGUGAGGAGACGGUGUUCCAAAAGCGACGUUACGAAGAUGGAACAUAUGAAACGCAACAACAACAAGAGCAAAAAUUGGGAAAAGACUGGGAACUGGACCACACACGACUAGCGCGCCAUAUUCCUGUUCCGGUAUCCAUGUGGCAUAUGGAAGAGAAGUGGUUGACAGAAGAGGAUUACAUGACGAGUACUGUAUUUGGCCGUAAUGGGGCGUUUAACCAGGAAACACAAGAAAACAUGCUUGGCUACGACAUGAAUUCGGCCAAAUCGCAUGGUGAACGUCCAGGCGAUAUCGAAGCUUUUUCCACAGCAACUCAGGACGGUAAACCUGGCAUGCAAGGUGAAAGAAAGGACUACAGUCCAACAGGUAUCUACGCCGAUCAUGAGGAUUUUAAGACACGCGAUGUAUGGGACUACAAUAUUAGCUCCGAAAUGCGUUCACUUUUUGACAAUGCUGUAGAUUCAAAAGAUGCCUAUAGCUUAAACAUGAUGCGUAAAUCGCUAGAUAAUAUUCGGGCACAGCGGGCAAUGGAUAAGAUGAAAGAGACAGUGUUAAAAAACCCUGGCCGCUCUGAUGACCCACUUAACGUUGGAGAUAUGGGCCGCUACGAUGCCACCGGUCCCGCUGACUUUUGCCCUGAUAGAGGUGCAGGAGCGGCAGCAGCUGAAACAGGAUCAGGGAUGAGAAUGGGAACAAGGACAGAACGUGAAAAGGGCGAUAAACACUCUGAAACACCGGCAGAAAGACGGCGACGGGAGGAGGCUUCUUAUCACGAAGCAUUGCGGCGGCGUCAUGGGCAGAAGGCACGUCCAUUCGGUGAUGAAGAUCUUAGCGGGUUGUGGGAACCACAUUAG